ACCGGAAGCGCAGCACAACAACGGAAAUGGCCGCAGUGUGCGGGUAAUUCAAAACUGCGCGAGUGUUUUCUGCGUUUUUGUUUGUGAGGGUUUAUUGUAAUCAUGUUUUGGAUGUUUAGCGUUUAUUGAGUCAUUCAGAAGAUGUUUGUGUGAAGUUCAGCAGCGACAUGUCAACAAAGAGUCUGGCGAAAGAGCUGGGUCUGAUCCGGAGGCGCAGUCAGUCGUCUGGAGCUCAUCAGCGUCCGUCUGUCCGCAAGCAGCGCUUCUCGUUCCUGAUCAUCAUUGACUUUGAGUCCACGUGCUGGAGAGAGAAGAACAGCUUCGGCCAGGAGAUCAUCGAGUUUCCAGCCGUCCUGCUGAACGUGUCGAACGGAGAGGUCGAGUCCGAGUUCCACACGUUCGUCCAGCCGCAGGAGCAUCCGGUGUUAUCAGACUUCUGCACGGAGCUCACGGGCAUCACACAGGAUCAGGUGGACUCCGCCCCUCCCCUACACAUCUGCCUGUCCAGAUUUGUGCGCUGGCUGCUCCGCCUCCAGCAGGAGAGGGGCGUGGUCUUCGAGACAGACAGCACAGGCUCCGCCCCCUCCGGACACCCCUGUGCUUUUGUCACAUGGUCAGACUGGGAUUUGGGUGUGUGUUUGCUGUACGAGUGUAAACGGAAGCAGCUGACCGUUCCUGAAGCUCUGAAGAGCUGGAUCGACCUACGAGCCACAUACAGGCUCUUCUAUAACAGGAAGCCCAAAGGUCUGAGAGGAGCUCUGCUGGACCUCGGCAUCCAGUUCACAGGAAGAGAGCACUCAGGUCUGGUGGACGCGAGGAACACGGCUCUGCUGGCGUGGCGGAUGGUGACUGACGGCUGUUUACUGACCAUCACCAAAUCUCUACGGCCGGCGCUGGUGAAGUCCAGACCUCCACUCAGAAACACCUCCUGUGCGCGUCGCUCUGCAGCGAGUGAACGUGACGAACCGCAGGUGAGUGUGUGUCGAGCGCUUGUGACGCCGCGCACCGUCCUCUCCAGCACAGUCACACCGCUGGGAGACCUGCUGGAGACCAGCAACACCGCGCUGGCCGGGCUCUCAGACACGACCUACGACCCCGAGACUCCAGACGCCUGCUGGAGGGACGGAGUCCUGCUGACCGAGGAGGAGGAGCCUGGCUCCUAUGAUGACGUUCCUCUGGGGGCGGAGCCUGAUGAGAACCAACCCAACAAAACCACAUCAAACCAGCACAAACCCACCAGCUGCUCUGUUUCUACAGGUGUCUUUAAAAUGCCCAAGCCACCCCCACGCACAGACCCGUACGGACCCCUCUCGCGCUUCUUAGGACGCAGCACCGCCCCCUUCAGCAUUUACAAAGACCUGCCCAUCAGUGUGCCCCGCCCCCAUCUCUCAAAAGACCCGCCCAUCAGUGUGCCCCGCCCCCAUCUCUCCAAAGACCCUCCCGUCAGCGUGCCCCGCCUCCCUCUCUCCAAAGACCCGCCCAUCAGUGUGCCCCGCCCCCAUCUCUCCAAAGACCUGCCCAUCAGUGUGCCCCGCCCCCAUCUCUCCAAAGACCCGCCCAUCAGUGUGCCCCGCCCCCAUCUCUCCAAAGACCCACCCAUCAGCGUGCCCCGCCUCCCUUUCUUCAAAGACCCGCCCAUCAGUGUGCCCCGCCCCCCUCUCUCCUGCGCUGUCGGUCACUCGUCAAAGAGGACGGCCCCUCUGUGCGGCUGCGGCCGCAGGGCCCGGCGUCUGACGGUGGGUAACGGCGGGCCCAACCACGGCCGGGUGUUUUACUGCUGCCCCGUCAGACGGCAGAGCUGCGGCGGCCCACAGAAGGGCUGCGACUUCUUCCAGUGGGAGUCUGGAUUAAUGCAGUCCAGAGCUCAAAACCAGCUGAGAACACCACAGACCUGCAGCUCCAGAGCCCUCCGAUGACCCGCAACACCGUCACUGCAUCACUUCUUUUAUGAUUUUAACAAACCUGUAAAAUAAUUAAUUUAUAAUAAAUCACUUUGAAUAAAUCAAGUUAUUUUAGAAACAUUGUAAA
Ctenopharyngodon idella (grass carp) is the source of this 2028-nucleotide messenger RNA. It is a transcript of the gene eri2, whose product is annotated as ERI1 exoribonuclease family member 2. Lineage: Eukaryota; Metazoa; Chordata; Actinopteri; Cypriniformes; Xenocyprididae. Gene Ontology annotation, biological process: exonucleolytic trimming to generate mature 3'-end of 5.8S rRNA from tricistronic rRNA transcript (SSU-rRNA, 5.8S rRNA, LSU-rRNA). Gene Ontology annotation, molecular function: nucleic acid binding; 3'-5'-RNA exonuclease activity; zinc ion binding. The record is from RefSeq and is a predicted model, not a curated record. Bases 168 to 1916 code for a protein of 582 amino acids. The transcript is spliced from 9 exons.